This is a messenger RNA of Stylonychia lemnae, 246 nucleotides long. Lineage: Eukaryota; Ciliophora; Spirotrichea; Sporadotrichida; Oxytrichidae. The record is from the annotation of a GenBank genome assembly.
AUGAGUCCAAGAAACAAUCAAAACUAAAUAUUUAAGUUGAAAAAUCAGCCACUUGGUUAGUUGAUCCAAAAAAGUUAAUAAUCUAUUCAGACCAUUAAAAAUCGAAUGAAAAGCUCCAUUAAGAGUAGUAAUAACCAUAAAUACAACUAAAAUAAUCAUUGCAACUAAUAUAGCUAGCAAUCUCAAAGAAUUAAUCCAAUUUUCUGGACAUAACUUGCAUUAGAUAUUAUCUUUGGAGUAUCCUGA